Messenger RNA from Moneuplotes crassus, 1884 nucleotides. The record is from the annotation of a GenBank genome assembly. Lineage: Eukaryota; Ciliophora; Spirotrichea; Euplotida; Euplotidae.
AAACUUAGUAAUGCUAGAUGACCCUUACAGUUAUAACACAGUUGAUAUUGAGAAGAAACCUAUUAAUAUUCAGAUGAACCAAGGCUUUGCCCACAACUCUGAGAAGAAGGGAAGACCUAGAGUGUUGUUUCAGAAUAUUAAGACAAAUGGGACUUCUCAGAAUGCCAUUUCAACGAUAGGAGAAACCAAACUCGUGAGUAAGUCGGAAGAGAGACAGGGUGAUAUAUUUAUGAGGACUCAGGAAGAAGAUACUCGCUAUCAAGACUCCCGUGAUUCUUACCAUAGUUUACAGAAAAGCAGCAGUAGGAGCCGGAGAAGAGUCAAUUUCAAGAGGAAGGGAUCCAUAAAUUUUUCAUAUUCCUUCUUGCCAGGUGAUAUUAUGAACAGAAAAAGUCAGCGGAAGGUUGAGAAGGCCAUGAAGACCCUUGAUGCUAUCAUGGGCGAUCAAACUAUUAGCAGCAUCGACCUCAAGCAUCAGUUUCUUAAGGAAAUUAUUGUUAAAAAUGUUAAAAUUCCAAAAAUUCAGGAGAAGAACAACAUGGUUCUGCUUAUGAAAAAUCUGAUUGAUAAGACAAGUGAGAAGAUAUCAAACGCGAGGAGUGACACGAUAGUUCACUCCUCAUACAAGAGUCACCGACUUCUCCAGCAGAUGGAAGAGAAGGAAGCUAAAUUUUAAAAAACUUCAGAGACUGAAGGAGCUUUCGAUGAAGCAUAAUGUGUUAGAGAAGAGAGGAUUCAACCUUUCAGCGCAUAAUAAGAGUAUUAAGAUCAACUUGAAGUACAACAAGGGUCUUGUCAAAUCAAAUAAGGCUAAUGUUGGUCAAGCUGGACGGAGCAGCCAAGCCCAGUGACAGAAUACAUUAAGAGAACCGAUUAACUUAAGCCUGACUAAGAAGGAACCCCAUAUUAAUAACACAGCAUUUAAGCAGAUUUCGAUACAAGAUGAUAGCAAGAAAGGAGCUGUCGAUGGCGGAAAUCUCAGGGCUAAUAAAUUCUAUAAAACUGUUAUUGGGAAGGUACAUGACGGUAAACCUCUGCUUUAUAAGGACAGUAACCAAACUCAGCUAUCAAAGAAUAAUCCCGAUCCUCACAUAGAUGAUGAUCUUAAGAGUGCUAACAAGAUAGAAAUUGAAAAAGUCGAAAGGAAGAAUAUCAAAGAAUACCAAAACCAAAAUGAGUAUAAAAGCUCUAAAAUGUUGAAUACUGCAUCAGAUAGAUUUCACACUGGGAAGAACUCUGACAAUCCGAGUAUGGCAACUACGCCUGGGAAGCACAUGCUACCCUCUCUCCAUCAAGAUCUUCGUGAGGGUACUCAGCAAGAGGAAAGAAAAGAAGAAAAGGAGUCUGCUAUGAGAAGAAGAAAGAAACAGGCUUCUAAAAGUACCAGCUACAAGAAGUUACAUCAAUCAUCUCUGAAUGAUGCUAAAUCUUCACCUAAUAAGCUCAGGCCUCAACAGACAGUUGCUAGGAAUUUUAAGAAUGGGGUUUAUAAAUAACAUGGCUGCUAAUGCAAAAAAUUACCGAAGUAUGCACUUGAGUAAGGCUAAAAUCUUCAUCUCAGGGAUUAAAGAGAAGAAAUCCCAUGAUUACAUUGAGGCAUACAAGAAAUCUGCCAUGAAUGGUACCUUUGUUGAUCCAGGGACUUUGUUUAGGAAGUCACCUAGCCCAAUGAAAACUUCUCCUCGGAAAAUCAGAAUCAAAGAGAAGUACAGGAAGAAUAUUGGGUAUCAAGCUUCCAACAUGACUUUGCCCUUUGAUCAUGACUUGAGCAGAAAAAACUUGAAGUUGUACCUACCACAGAUUGAUAGUCAGGAGAUUCCAAACAGUAGGAGCAACUCUGACAUCAGGAGUCGGGGAAGGAGAUAGGAUAAAGUUCAAUUCCUA